AUGGUAUCCACGUGGGCGACUGAAGAGAUCGCAUUGAGUUGUGGGGGAGUGUUCAUCGACGUAUCUACCCAAGACAAAGACACCGUUGCGGAACAACAGAGGGAGCAUGCGGUGUUGGGAAUCGGCAAGGGCACCCUAUCACAACGCCUGAUGGAAACUAGUGGGGUGGGCCAUAUCUCUACCGGCGAAAUGCUGCGCGACGAAGUUGAGGCCAAAACACCGCUGGGCUUAGAGGUAGCUUCUAUCAUGGAUCAGGGGCAGUUGGUGGAACCGCACAUUGUGAUGCGUAUGCUGAGAGAGUAUCUACAGACGCAGCCAGGUAGGUAUCUCGACCGAGUAUAG
Molecule: messenger RNA, 342 nt
Organism: Sphaeroforma arctica JP610
Lineage: Eukaryota; Ichthyosporea; Ichthyophonida
Exons: 2
Coding region: 1-342 (113 amino acids)
Biological process (GO): nucleoside triphosphate biosynthetic process
Cellular component (GO): cytoplasm
Molecular function (GO): AMP kinase activity; nucleoside diphosphate kinase activity; ATP binding
Source: RefSeq, a predicted model, not a curated record